This is a messenger RNA of Girardinichthys multiradiatus, 491 nucleotides long. RefSeq names its product fatty acid-binding protein, liver-like. The transcript has 4 exons. NCBI's taxonomy places the organism in Eukaryota, Metazoa, Chordata, Actinopteri, Cyprinodontiformes, Goodeidae. Gene Ontology annotation, molecular function: fatty acid binding. Bases 56 to 436 code for a protein of 126 amino acids. Gene Ontology annotation, cellular component: cytosol; nucleus. The record is from RefSeq and is a predicted model, not a curated record. Gene Ontology annotation, biological process: fatty acid transport.
AGCAGCUGAUGUUUCUGUGACUAUAAGCUCUGAACCCACAACACAACCAGCAGACAUGGACUUCAACGGCACCUGGAAGGUUUAUUCUGAGGAGAACCUGGAAGAAUUCCUGAAAGUCAUUGGUGCACCUGAGGUUGUUGUGAAGAUGCGUAAGGAUGUGAAACCAGUGAUGGUGAUCAAGCAUACUGGCAGAGACUUCACCUGCACCAUGAAGACUCGGUUCUGCAGCAGGGUCAACAGCUUCACCAUCGGGAAAGAGUCGGAAAUCUGCUCUCUGGAUGGCAGGAAGUUAAAGUGCACUGUCAGGGAAGAAACUGGGAAGCUGAUUUGUGAGACCAACAAGUUCACAUCUGUCCGAGAAAUUCAAGGAGACGAAAUGAUUGAGACGGUCACGGCCGGAUCAGUGACUUUCAUUAGCAGGAGCAAGCGGGCCUGAUCAGAACAUAGACGACUGGGUUAAUCUAAGCAUUUCACUCAUUCCUUCAUUUAAU